Molecule: messenger RNA, 690 nt
Organism: Brenthis ino (lesser marbled fritillary)
Lineage: Eukaryota; Metazoa; Arthropoda; Insecta; Lepidoptera; Nymphalidae
Source: the annotation of a GenBank genome assembly
AUGAGCGCGAUCUGUUUCGCGGCGGCGGCAGGGCGGGCGGAAGCUGCGUCGCAUCCCGCCCGGUGCAGCGCCACCCUGCGCCCCCUCCCCCGCCCCCCGCGAGCCACCCCCGCCCCCCGCGCGCCCCACACGCCUUCCGCCCGCACCCCCCGCCCCGGCCGACCGCCGCCGAGGCGCGUGCGCCCGCCGGCCGGCAACUCAGUUCACCGCCGCGUCGCGACUAUAUCACACGUGCGUAGCGUUACGAGUACGCGGCGCUCGAAACGAUCGCUACCCCGAUUUUUGACCAGUGAUUCGAGAGGGAAACCUCUCUCAGCCGCCAAGAUUGCGUCCCAGGUGGAGAUGCCGUCGAGUUUGUUCGGAGAGCUGGGCGGUGGGGGCCUGGUGGAAGACCAGCGCGCCUUCCAGCUCGCGCUAGAGCUCAGCAUGCUAAACUUUGGGGAGAGCCUGCCGGCAACGAACCCCCUGUCCAGCCCGCUCGGUUUCGCGCCGCCGCCCGACGAUCGCGCCAAGAAAUCACAAAACAUGACGGAGUGCGUGCCGGUGCCUUCCUCCGAGCACGUUGCAGAGAUCGUCGGCAGACAAGGUAGGCUCCUCGACCGAGCCGUGAGCGACCUGCGCCACCCUUACAUAAGGGCGCACGUGCCGCGCCGGCUCGCUUUUAGGUUAUGUUCGAUCACAUCACAUCGC